CCUCGGCUUAGAGUAGCCCUGUCCGCGACUUGCGGCCUCCCGCCGGCCACCGAGCUCGGGAGGACGCGGGCGGCCCCCACAGGCAUGCAGCUCCUCCCAGGUCCUAGAGCGGCUCGGUGCGGCCCCGCGCUUCCGCUUCCCGUCCCCGCCCCCGGCGGCCGCCCCCGGGACGCCUGGGUCCGAGCCCCCUCCCCAUUUGGCGCGGAGCCCGCGUCCCGGGGCCGCCGGCGGCUCGGGCAGCGGAGCCCCGCCGAGGAGCUCGCGAGGGCGCCGGGGUGGCAUAGUCGGAGGCGGCCAGUUGGAGAAGGGGGCGCUGCGGGCCGGAAGGAACAGCAGGGCGGCGUGCGGGCGAUGGAGCGCGCGGUGGAGCCCUGGGGCCCGGAUCUCCAGGGCGUAGAGGAGAGGGAGCAGCUGAGAAGCGCCCGCACAGGUAUAGGGAGUGAGAAUGUGGAGAUUUCUCAGCCGGAUGAGUUUGAACAUACCCCCCAGGAGGAUGACUUGGGGUUCAAGGAAGAGGAAGAUUUGGCCCCAGGUCAUGAAGUAGGAAAUGCCUCUCUCAAACCUGAAGGCAUCCAGACCUGGGAUGACUUGUGGGUCCAGAGAGAGGUACCAGGAAAACCUCAGGCUCGGGACGGAGGUCCCCGGCUCCUGGGAGAGCCACGUUGGGGCCAGGCUAGUGAUCGGGCUGCCGUGUGUGGUGAGUGUGGCAAGAGCUUUCGGCAGAUGUCAGAUCUGGUGAAACACCAGCGGACCCAUACUGGGGAGAAACCCUACAAGUGUGCGGUGUGUGGCAAGGGCUUUGGGGAUAGCUCUGCCCGUAUCAAACACCAGCGAACUCAUAGUGGUGAAAAACCCUACAGAGCUCGGCCACCAGCCCAAGGCCCCCCAAAGAUUCCUCGAUCCAGGAUCCCGGCUGGUGAGCGCCCCACUAUUUGCGGUGAAUGUGGCAAGAGCUUCCGGCAGAGUUCUGACCUGGUGAAACACCAGCGAACACACACGGGUGAGAAACCCUACAAGUGUGGCAUCUGUGGGAAGGGCUUUGGUGACAGUUCUGCUCGCAUAAAGCACCAGCGGACACACCGGGGGGAGCAGCCUCCCCGGCCCGUGGUGCCCAGACAGCAGCCUUCUCGAGCAGCCACAGCAGCCACACAGGGGCCCAAGGCCCAGGACAAGCCAUAUAUCUGCACCGAUUGUGGUAAAAGGUUUGUGCUCAGCUGCAGCCUUCUGAGCCACCAGCGCAGUCACUUGGGGCCCAAACCUUUUGGCUGUGAUGUGUGUGGAAAGGAGUUUGCCCGGGGCUCAGACCUGGUGAAGCACCUGCGGGUGCAUACAGGAGAGAAGCCCUAUCUAUGCCCUGAGUGUGGCAAGGGCUUUGCUGACAGCUCUGCCCGGGUCAAACACCUCCGCACCCAUAGUGGGGAGAGGCCUCACGCCUGCCCUGAAUGUGACCGCACCUUCAGCCUCAGCUCCACCCUUCUCCGCCACCGCCUCACUCAUAUGGAGCCCCAGGACUUCAGCUUCCCAGGCUAUCCCUUGGCUCCCCUGAUCCCCAGCCCACCCCCCAGCUCAAGCCCACCCCCACCUCCUCUUGGCACGAGCCCCCCUCUGACACCUCGAAGCCCUUCACACUCAGGUGAUGGGCCUUUUGGCCUGCCUGGCUUGGAACCAGAGCCUGGGGGCCCACAGGCUGGGGAGCCUCCCCCACCCCUGGCAGGUGACAAGCCACACAAGUGCCCUGAGUGUGGCAAGGGCUUCCGCCGAAGCUCGGACCUGGUGAAACACCAUCGUGUGCACACAGGGGAGAAGCCCUACCUCUGCCCUGAAUGCGGCAAGGGUUUUGCUGACAGCUCGGCCCGAGUCAAGCACCUCCGCACCCACCGAGGUGAACGGGCUCGGCCGCCACCACCAUCCACUCUCCUGAGGCCACAUAACCCCCCUGGCCCAGCAUCCACAGCCUCUCGACCCCGAGUCCGAGCCCAGCCCUCUGGACCCAGCCAGCCCCAUGUGUGUAGCUUCUGUGGGAAGGAAUUUCCCCGGAGUUCAGAUCUGGUCAAACAUAGGCGAACACACACUGGGGAGAAGCCAUAUAAGUGUGCAGAGUGUGGCAAAGGUUUUGGUGACAGUUCGGCCCGCAUCAAGCACCAGCGUGGGCACUUGGUCCUGAGGCCCUUCGGGACAGGGGAUGGUCAGUCAAGGCCCCUCAAGGAGGAGCCACCAACAGGACUGGAGUAAUAGGGUCCAGGGAAGGUGGAAGCCCAGGAGACCAAAGGGAGGGUAUCUGCUGCUUAAGCAGCAAAUAAAGGGCCGGGGAGGUGGUGGGAGGGAGAAGAGGGGAAGAAAUGGGAGAAAGGAGUGAAUAGUUAGAAAUAGAGAUUGGAGACAAUGACCUUGAAGCUCAGGAAACUGUCCUGGCUGGGCUCAGUCAGGACCUUGACAGUGUGGUCUAUACCCCCAGCUUCUAGAACACUGCCUCAUAUUCUGAAUAGUGUAGGCACUUAAUACUUAUUGAAUGAAUAAACUGGCCUUAGCCUGAGGGCCCUUAAAAAACUCUAAAAUCUGCUGCCUCUUAACCUGUUAAGAAUUGAUCCCACACAACCUUGCCCCUAGGAGACCAGCACCCUGGCCAGCACCAAACAGGGUUGGUUUGACCUUAUCAACUGCAACAGUAAGACUUAAGAAGGAGUUUCGGGUGGUAGAAAGGCAGGGGCAUCUUGAACCUUCUGAUGGGAAGAGCUUUGCUCUGUGGAUCGCAGUACCCAGGCUCAGGCCACCAGACAUGGUCAGCCAGUGGGACACCCUUGGACAGCCCAGAUCUUAUCUGCCUGGAGAACCCCAACCCGCCCUGACACCUGGACACUGGCAGAAUGGACCAGAGACCGCAGAAGGUCCUACGCUCCAUGCCAAGCCCAGGUCCUGGUGGACAUCAGCAGAGACAAACUGGCAGGGAGACGAGCAGGACUGGAGUGAGGAGAGGCCAGGGAAGCUCCAAGGCAGGACAGCCACAUCUCCAUGUAUCUCCUCACCAAUAAAUUUUCUUGUCUGAAACUUGGA
Nyctereutes procyonoides (raccoon dog) is the source of this 3051-nucleotide messenger RNA. RefSeq names its product zinc finger protein 48 (gene ZNF48). Lineage: Eukaryota; Metazoa; Chordata; Mammalia; Carnivora; Canidae. The record is from RefSeq and is a predicted model, not a curated record. The transcript is spliced from 3 exons. Gene Ontology annotation, cellular component: nucleus. Gene Ontology annotation, biological process: regulation of transcription by RNA polymerase II. Gene Ontology annotation, molecular function: RNA polymerase II cis-regulatory region sequence-specific DNA binding; DNA-binding transcription factor activity, RNA polymerase II-specific. The coding region runs from base 85 to 2232 and encodes 715 amino acids.